Molecule: messenger RNA, 5777 nt
Organism: Leptonychotes weddellii (Weddell seal)
Lineage: Eukaryota; Metazoa; Chordata; Mammalia; Carnivora; Phocidae
Source: RefSeq, a predicted model, not a curated record
AUGGGGCGAUACUCGGGAAGAAGCUUCCGAUUAAUCCUCAUGUGCAUCGUGAGCAUCCUCCUCUUCGUGGUGGAGCUAGUGAUCGCCCACAUAGGCAACUCCCUCUCUUUGGCCUCCGAUGCCUUCGCUGUCCUCUCCCACUUGGUGUCCAUGAUCAUAGCUCUGCUUGGCGUGAGGGCCAGCAGCAUAAAACAGCACAGGAAGAGCACUUUCGGGUUUCUCCGGGCAGAUGUGGUGGGAGCAUUGGGAAACUCCAUUUUUGCCGUGGCUCUGAUGUUCAGCAUCCUGGUUGAAGCUGUCAAAAGGUAUAUUGAUCCCCAGAAGACGGAGGAGCCCGUGCUGGUUCUCAGUGCUGGAAUUAUCGGGCUGUUCUUCAAUGUCCUGAACUAUGUCAUCUUGGACUGUUGCUUCUGCUCGACACACAGGCCCCUGGGGGACGCCAGAACAGGAACCUUGGGAAUUCUUUUGGGUGUUGUUAAACUUAUUUUCUUGAAUUGCCUUUUAUGGGCUCAUGAUGGAUGGUAUAGGGAUGCAAAGAGGAGAAAGAAGAUUAUGGGAAAAUGUGCCCAUAUAGAUACAGCUCUUUUUCUUCCCGCUGUAAAUACACCGUUUUGGUGGGAAUGCCUUCAGGGACCAUGUCCCUCCCGUAGUGGGACCUUGUUUCCAGGAGCCUUCGCUAAUUGUCUGCUCUUCCUUCUUGUAGUGAGUAAACUCUCGGCCGUGCCCGGGAUUAGCAGUGUACAUGAAGUGCACAUCUGGGAACUUAUAAGCGGAAAGAUCAUUGCCACCCUGCACAUCAAGUAUCAGAAGGACAGGGGCUAUCAGGACGCCAGUAGGAAAAUUCGAGAAAUCUUCCACAGUGUGGGAAUCCACAAUGUGACCAUCCAGUUUGAGCAGGUGGACUUGAAGGACCCCAUGGAGCCGAAGGACUCGCUGUUGCUCUGCAGCUCACCCUGCAUCUCCAAGGGCUGUGAGAACCAGCUGUGCUGCCCGCUGGGGGCCCUGCCUCUGGCCCACGUCAACGGCUGUGCAGAGCACAAUGGCUGUCCCCACCUAGACACCUACCCAAGUGAUAGCUUCACUGGGCACGAAACAACACAAGUGGCUAUUGAAGUAUCUUUGGACAGCUGCCCGAGUGACCACGGACAAGCUCUUAGGAAAACUCAGGAGGACCAACAUUAUGUCAACAGCACACAUUUUUAAUCUGGUCCCCACCUGAACAGACCGUGUAGACGAGGCACUCUGGCUUGUGGAAGGACCUCCGUGGGCUGUAGACACUGAUCAAACUGGCGGUGUGCUCGCUCCGUAUUCAACAAGGGGCUGGUUGUCUGGGAUGUUAAUUGCAUGUGUCUGUUAAUUUCUGUGUGACCGAGAAGCCCUUUACAUUGUCCUGGGUAUCUCAUGCUGCUUUUCCACAAACUCACCAUUUCCGUUUGCACGUUUAUUUUGAGAAGCAAACUGCACUCGCAUAAGUGUCAGGGACGCUGAAGGCUGGGACUCCAUGGCUGUGGACACGGGAUUCAAAAUAGUUCCGGUUUUAAAGUGAUUGGAACUUGUAACUGACUCUCAGGUGAGCUCAUAGCCAAGCACAUCGAAAAAGCUUAAGAAUCAUGAUAGCUCUUUUUUUUUUUUUUUUUCAUUCCACUAGAUGAUCACAAAAAAGGAACAUUGGAUAGUCCUGUCACUGCGGAAAUUUUUUUCUUUGACUCAUUUUCGAAUAAAUGUAAAAUGAACGCCUAUUAGAGUAGAAAAUAGUCUCAGAACAUGAGAGGACGCGGAGUUCAUUAGGGGAAGACAGGAAGAAAAGGCUUUCUGACUACCUCUUCAUUUUGUGAGGUAGAGAGAAAACUAAUGUUUACUUUCCGCUGUGAAAUGAACUACAGCUAUAGGGUGCUUCAGAUGUUUAAUGCAUAAAAUACUUUUUUUUUUCACUUGGAAGUAUGGGGAUAUUUCCCACUUCCUAAGGUAUGACACAAUACUUAGAUGUUGUUUUGCAGAAUCGGUCCAGUUGGGGACUGUUCUCAUUUAUUGCUUAAUGACUUAUUUGUCCAAAUUUCCUUUGGGUCUUUUUUUAUAUGAUCACACUGAUAUGUGUAACCUUUACCAGGAGAACAUGAGUAUUCCUGAGAUAGAAGAAUAUAUGACACUGAGUAUUCAUUCCUGCCAAAAAAAUAAGCUAGAUUGACUUUUCUUUCACUAGACAUAUUUAAAAAUAUUUAUUGUAGUUGCCAACUAGUAACUUGAUGGUAAAGUGUAUGUGUAGGGAAAAAUGAGAAUUAAUUUAAUUGCUGCCUUUUAAUGUGUUUUGAGGUACUUAUGAUUUUCUUUAUUUCCUUUUCUGGCUCUGACCCAUAUUACCAAUUUCAAAUAAAUUUAUUAGACUGAUUUGGAUCCAUAAUCGACUUACAUUAGUAUUGAAGGAGCCUCUGUCCUAUAUUGAACACAUUGUUUAGGCAGCAGUAUUUUAAUCAGAACAGUCUCAAAAUAGGUCUGAGAAAGUGGAGAUGCCCUCAUAGAGAACUAGAGUCUUCCCUGAUGGGUUGUAAAAUUGACUGGCAGUGGUCAUCUCUUAGGCUCCAGGCACAGAGUUCUGUUUAGAAUCUGCAUGGGAGUCAACAGAAAUGCUGGGUUGGUAAUGGAAAAAGCGCCCGCAUUUUUCAGCACUAAUACCAGCUAAAAAAAAAAAAUGUCUUAGUGUUCAUUCUAAGGCUGAAAUAAGUAAGCGGCUGUGAUCAGUAGGAUAGGAAUUUUUUUCAUUCAUUCCUUCAAAAUUUAUGAUCUGAGUUUAAAUUGGCCAUGAAUUAGGUAAAUGCAUUUUUAUCCCUAGGAGUUUAUUGGACUAGUCUGUAUAGCCAAAAGAGGGGUAAAAAUAAGACAACACUUUUAUUUUUAAUACUAAAAGUACAGCAUGUACUCACAAAAAACCGGGGGGUUCUCUUUGAAGCUCACCACUGUGAUGAGUGGAUGAAAUUCUAGACAAAUGUUGGUUGAGAUGUCUUGACUGGAACCAAAGAAGAAAUCUGUCCCUCACUUCCAGAUUUGAAGGUCUAAUUUGAUUUCACAUCAUUCUGCUUUUAUUAAAAAAUUAUAAUUUUAUAGUUUCUGUGCAGUUGGCUAAGGAAAUGAGCACUAGUUUACACCCAGAUAAUGUUCUCUAAGGAAAAGUCACUUAAUUCCGUUAUAUCUAAAUUUACCUCAGAAAAGUAGCUUGAUGGACACUUACUCACAUAGACUUCAUGUGAAAUAAUCCCUUUUAAGACAGUUUGAAUGCGUUUAAUGUGUUCAAACAAGCUAAUUAAGUGCAAUAUUUUUGUGUGGGGCUAGGUGGUUUCCUUAGUCAUCUCCGGCACUGUUAUGCCUGCAGUCUGGGAUUUUUACUUGGGUUUUACUCUCCCUUUAGUUGUUCUGCAUUUUAAUUCUGCCAAGGAAAGGUGGGACUUUUCUUUUCCUCUUUGAGCCAACCUUGCCUGGUGGUAGUAAGUCUGAUGAACAGUGGUUUUACCAAUACUGUUUUCCUCUGAGAUUAGAAAAAUGCUAUCGUUUACUUUAGCGUUCCUGUGUGCUUAGAUCAGUUACAGAAAUCUUCCUCUUUUUUUAAGGAAAUGAAAAUAAUUUUUUAAAAGUUUUGAGCAUCCUGUGUGUGUCAGGUCCGGACCAGCCAUCCUGCACACUAACCUGGAGGACACACGGGACGGCGCUUGCUUCUGUCCUCUGUCCUUCUAUCUCCAUAGAAAGAGUCCUUUCCCCAUUAUUUCAGCACCGGCUCUGGGAUGUCCUGUGUCUGCUUUCAUCUUCCAGAUGUCAACAUUGGUUUUUGAAAAUAGAGAUGAAUUGUUUUCAUGACAUUUGGCCAUUAUGAAUAUCCAUUAGGACUACCAGGCUCCAUUGUGGACAGAAAAAAAAAAGUGUCUGAUCCCUCUAAUUAUUGAUAAAGCAUAAAUAAAACAGGGAGACAUUGUUUGAGGAAGAAUUAAAAAUAUUCUCUAUAUUGGUUAGUUUCUUUUCCUUUUUGCCACCAGCGGGCCAAACUCUAGUGGGGGGUAAAUCGGGAAUGCCAAAAUUCAGUAGGAAAGAGUGCUUUCAAGAUCAGAGAAAUCACUGAGGUGGAUUUGGGAUUUUAAUAAGGCAGCUGCCCUGUAAGCAGUAAGAAUUUUUGUUAUGCUUUCUCAGCAUUAGUGACAUUUUCAGUUCCUUGCUGUGGGGGGCUGUCCUGUGCAUGGUAGGAUGUUGUGCAUCAUCCCUGGCCUCUGCCCACUUAGAUGCACACCCAUGAAUCGUGACAACAAAAAAUGUCCCCAGACAUCUGCACAAUCCUCUGCAGGCAAAUUGGUCUUUAGUCCUGAGCCACUGAGUUAAUCUAAGGGUAGUUGAGAAUUACUGUUGAUAAAAGUCCCUCCAGAGCUCUGUAAUCAUUUUAAUAGAAUCAGUUCUGCAGAAUUCACUCUUUAAAAAAAAUAUUUUUCAAGGAGAGAUCAAACUGUUCAUCAAAAUGACAGUCAACUCUACAUAGGAUCUUUAGACAUUUGAAGAAAAGAUGUAAUUUGGGGGGGAAGAAAGGCCUUACAAAUCUGAUUAUGCAGAUCAGUCAAUACAACAGUGAAUGAAAUGAAGAAAAAAAGCAUUUGUUCUCGCUGUUCUGUCAUGACCCCUUCAACUCAUGAAUGUCCUCAGUUUGAUGAACUCCCCACAAAAUGAGACCAGAAAAUACCAGUAUGAUUGGAUUCUUGGGGCUAAGGUGUUUAAUUCAUCACCAGUUUUAAACUUGAUGAUGUUUCUUCUAUUGGUUCCAGACAAGCAGCUUAUCUUGGUGCUAAGGACGAGUUCAGAUGCUAAAAAAAAUUCUGUAUUGUCUGUGGUUAGCUUAAUCCUUUGCCACCUCAUAUCACAUUUUUUUCCUGGAGGGCAAGGUACAUUUCCUGCUUUUAAAUAUAUCUUCACACUCUUGCAAUUAAAGACUGCAAAAAAGGACUGUGUUAGAAAAUAAACUGAGGAAACGCAACCUGAUUUGGGUUUUGAAUUUAGACUGAAUAACGAGCAUGCCUGUUCUCUAGCUUUGCCGUUCGCCUGCUAAGUUGUUAACCUAUUUGUACUUCUGCGUGUAUUUGCACCUGAGUCGCCGCAGGUAGGAAUGAAGGUAUUGAAUCAGGAAAGUAGCUGCUCAAAUGGAAAUUGCAUCAGACCCUACUUCUCACUGUAUGUAAUCCAAAUGUUCUUAUGAAUUUGGAGAUUAGCUAAUAUGGACGUGUCACCUUCGGGAGCUUCUCUUUUCAGGUGUUUUAUUCUGCACCUUUUUGUUUACAUGGAACUUUCUUGAAUAUGGCUGGAUGGAUCAACUGUCUCCUCGUGGUACAAAGCCAGGCCAGCGAUGAUGAACCCGCCCGCUGUGAAUUCUAGUGGGAAUCAUCCAGGAAGGACGAUGAUUUUUGGAGGGAGAGGGACCCCUUCCAGGAGGCCUGAAGUUAAUGUUACAGUAUUACAGAGUUCUGUUGCUUCAAGUCUUCCUUCUGUCCUCACAGGCGAUUUUGCCAAAGUGUAAUUGUCACAUUUGUGGGAACUAUUAAAACUUUAAGAUACAAAGUUUAAAUAACUACUAAUUGCAUGGGAAAUCCCCCAGUGAUAUAUACACAUGCGUACCUGUAACAGUGAAAGAUGUUCAGUGGUGCAGUAAAAUAAAUUUAAAAAACCACACACACACAAUGCAUGACUGAGAUGUUUGUGGAAAUCAGACGGAUAACUCGAAGUGGUGGAACUCAUUUUGUCUUUGCCGCUUAACACUA